AUGAGAGACAACAACAACAUAAGAGAAGGAGAAACAAGAAAUUCUUCAAAGCAUCAACCACAAGCUCCUAUGGCUUUGAAGCUCACAGAUUCAUGUCUUAGGCUAAGUGUGGUUCCUCUUAGUCUUGCAACCAUCUGGUUAACCGUUACUAACCACCAAUCAAACCCUGACUAUGGCAAUCUAGACUAUAACUCCAUAAUGGGUCUCAAGUAUAUGGUUGGUGUUAGUGCCAUAUGUGCUAUUUAUGCUCUCCUCUCGACUAUCUCUUCAUGGAUUACAUGUUUAGUCUCCAAAGCUUGGCUCUUCUUUGUCCCUGACCAGGUUCUAGCUUAUUUGAUGACUACAUCAGUAGCAGGAGCAACAGAGAUAGUGUAUUUACUUAACAAAGGAGACACAAUAGUGACAUGGAGUGAAAUGUGUUCUUCCUAUCCACACUUUUGUUCAAAACUCACAAUUGCUUUGGGACUUCAUGUCUUUGUUCUUCUCUCGUUCUUAAUUCUUUCUGUCAUUUCUGCUUAUAGAGCUUUUAGUCUCUUUGACCCUCCUUGUGAUUCUCAAACCAAUAUUGAUGCUUAA
Messenger RNA from Arabis nemorensis, 576 nucleotides. The record is from the annotation of a GenBank genome assembly. NCBI's taxonomy places the organism in Eukaryota, Viridiplantae, Streptophyta, Magnoliopsida, Brassicales, Brassicaceae.